Gongylonema pulchrum is the source of this 729-nucleotide messenger RNA. The record is from the annotation of a GenBank genome assembly. Lineage: Eukaryota; Metazoa; Nematoda; Chromadorea; Rhabditida; Gongylonematidae.
AUGGUACCGGGAAGUGCCUGUGGGGCAUUCUUUGUACGAUCGCUGUGUCUUGUUCUGUUGCGACGUAUUAUUGCGAGCAAGUGGGAUGAGCUAUGGCCAAGCUGGACAAAAGAGAAUCAACAGCAAUUCUGUGAACAAAUCCUCAAAUCGACCACCGAAGAGCAGACAGCGGUGCUGCGAAAACGUUUGACCGAUGUGAUUGCCGAAGUAGCACGCUGCACACUCGAUAGCGAGACGGGACGCCAAAACUGGCCAGGAGUGAUCCAGUUCCUGGUACUGUGCACCUCCUCGGAAUCUGCCGUAUUGCGUGAGACGGGCAUGAUUUUGCUAGAGAACGUUCCAUCAAUCUUUGGAAGUGAUCAGGACCAAUAUCUUGCUGGAAUCAAAGAAAUGUUCCAUUCAUCGCUACUCUUUGCUAGCGAAGGAUCCGUCCGAACAGCAGCCGUUCGCGCUUAUGUUGCAUUUAUGUGCGAUAACGAAGAGGACACCCAUGUGAUUAGGUCCCUUUCCGACCAAAUCCCUGCUGUCAUCCAGGUAUUUUUUGCUCCUCUUCGGCCACCCAACGAAUUUUACCGCACCGGUGGUCAGCUUUGUUCAUGCUAUUCCCCCCUUUUUAUUUCAGGUUUGUCAACAUGUGGUAGCUACGGAAGACGACGACGAUGUUCCUCUGCAAUGCCUGAGCGACCUUGCAACCAGCAUCCCAAAAACACUACAGCCAUACUUGAGUGA